AUGAUUUCCAACCUGAUAAUAUGGAGUCUCUUCGUCGGCCUUGCAUUUACUCCUGCUCCUGCUUUUUCCGCCACGUUUAAAACAAUAAGGGUCCCUCUUUCCAUUGCCCCAAUUGUGGGUGUUCCUCGACCGGAUUUUAAAGAUGCAGAAGUAGCCCGACCAGAAAACGUAGAACUUUAUGCCAAAGCUACAAUCUAUGAUGAUUUGACCUUAUCAACAAUACAUGACUUGGCAAGAAUCCUCAGUUCAUCAAUGUCUAGUGUAAUAAGCAAUGUUUUCGUGCUGGAAGAACGAGGUUUACUGCUUAUUGAUGAUUUGGCUGCUUACAACUGUACUAAAUGGUGUCUGGAUCUACAGAUAAGCGAAAUCAAGAGAGUCACUGGAAAAACCAUGGAGAAUCUGAAAGGAAAUCCUGAUACUAUCACAGUGCUGGAGAUGCAUAAUUUGAUUGUUCAAACACUGGAAGAUAUUUACUGCUUUAAUAUGACUGUAAUUGAACAAAGACUCAACAUGUCCUCCACGAUUCUUUUGGAAGACCAAUGGGCAUUGUUCGUACAAGAAAUUGUAAAGAAAGCAGUUCAAUGUAGGGCUAAUACUUUUGGUGUUUCUGUGUCAGAAAUGGCCGAGCUUCUUCAUACGGACAUGGCUACGUUAUACGGCUACACACUUGAUAAUUUGACCAACACUUUCUUUCCGAACUUUGUAUUACUUCAAGCUCGUAAGAACCUGUUUGAAACAAGGUCACUUGAUACUGCUUAUGUCGUCGCAGGAUUAACUCAAGCCCAAGGCGUAGCUGAAGCAAUGUUGUCUUUUGCUGGUGGUUCUUCGAUUAAUUUCAAUCUUCGUGAUCUGGAAAUUCUGUAUGAUUGGCAGAAGCCUCAACUGUUUGCUAUUGAAAAUAUACCAUUGUCAAGCUACUUAUCUCAGUGCUCUGUCACAACAUCAAACUCGUUGCUUGCUGUAUCUAAACUGUUGUUUGGGCAAGGAGCAACAGAGCCGACCUGCAACGUUGCUUACGUUCUAUCAAGAUCUCUGAACGAAGUUGAAGCUAAAUUUAAUGCUCUGACCGCAGUUGAAUUCCGGAAUUCUCUAUACAUCUUUAUAACUGUUACUAAUAUCACAAGGUGGUUCGUUAUGGAUGAUAUUCUUCAGUUGGUUACAAACGAAGGUAUCUGGGUAGAAAUACCAUCAGUAAGUCAUGUUGCAUCUGCAGCAAGUCAAAACACAUCAUUCAUCAAAACCUGCUCUCUUCCUGAAGUAAUUGCAUCGUUAAAGAACUCAAAUGUAACAGGAACACUUGGACCAUUACUGGAAAUCAAUAACCCUACGUUUCGAAAUCUGUUACUUACGACGUAUGGGUAUAGUUAUAAUGAAUUAAUCAGUCUAACAAAGGCACCUUUAUCACAACUAUCUAACUUGUCUGUGGUGGAACUUCAUACUAUAAUACUGGGAGCAUUAAUCGAAAGAUAUUCUAUUUCUAACUUGUCUCUAUUACUUGGUGUACCUGGUGUAGUUGACAUGCACGUAGUUUCAACACUUCCGUCUUUUGAAUGGCCAAGGAUUGUUAUUGCUGUUGUCCAAGCUUCUUUUGCUCAUGCAGCAGAUGCUUUGUCGUUGAACUUGGCCGCUGGUAGUCGUAUUGUAGUGACUAACCAGGCCGACGGGAAUCCAAUAAUUCUGGUCAAUUCUUCGCGUGUCUAUUUCUCACAAAGAGUAAACACAAGCACACUAGCGACGUGUCUGCUUGGACGAAAUGAGACAGAUAUUUAUGCGAUACCAUUGCCAGAGUAUCACACACUAUUUAGGGUAAACAUUAUACCUAUCGUCCAGAGGAAGAUAAUAUUUGAAACCACGCCUUUGGAAAACCUGCUGGCAGCAGAUAACUUAAUUCUCCUGCAAGUCUGGAAUAGAACUGUGGCAGAGGUCGUUUCACAGUACAUAGGUUUAACUGUGCAGCAAUUGGGAUGUCUGUAUGGUUGGAAUCAAGUCUUCCUUGAGUUCAUUACUGAAAUAACCUGGGGGAAUGUCAGUGCGUUCCGACUUUGUAGCGAGUAUGAGAAAUUAGCCCUUCAUCCAAUCUGUGUCCAGCUUUCAACAGCACCAAUUGUGAACUGCUGUAAGUAAACAGUAUUAUUUCACAGUACUUUGUACGUUGUAGAAUUGUAGUGAACCGGUAAAAAUUCUUAAAAAUUCUUGGAAGAAUUCUAUCAUUAACUUGUUUGUUUGGAUGGUGUUGCAUACAUUUAUGCGCACAUGUAUACAUUUAUGCGCAUGAGCGAUGCUCACCAUAUAUUUUUACGUUAUUAAAAAUAAUUUCUCAUGAUCAUUAACCGGACCCUGUGCUAUUCAUAAACAUAUUUAUUAUAUGGUCCCACUUUGAUUGCUUAGUUAACCUGCAGUGCGGACCAACCACUGAUCUCAUGGUCGACCGCUAGAGAAGAAAAACUUAAAUAACUCCUUCCUAGUAAAAUAAUACUAUAAAAAGGCGACCUUCAUAGUAAGUUUGUUCAUGCAAUAUAACUUAGUGUUGUAAAGAACUUAAUUUAUAAACAUUGUUUAUAGCCAUACUGACAGUGUAUAAUAAAUAACAUUUUUGACUGACCUUCUUUGGUCCGAUUAGUAGGAUAAUAUCCUAGCAACAGUUCGAACCUCUUGCUCAGUCAAUAACAUAUAUUUAUAUCUUUAUUUUUUCAAGUUAAAACUAUAAUCUCUUUAUCGUCAAUCACUUACGAUGUCAGAGAAUCGAAUGGGAUCGUUGUUAUAUUUGUUCAAUUGGUUCAUCAUCAAUUUGACGAUGUCAUUCAAGUUAGGUAAGCAAGGCGAUCACGUUUAUAAAAUAUGAAGUGAUACUAUAUAGCAAUGAAAUUGCUGUACUUUGCCUUAAAAAUAGCUAUACUCGAAAACAAGCUUAGCAUUGCUCCGGAUUGCUCAACAGCAGUGGCGUAACUGGAGGGUGUCCAAAGACCCUCAGGCGGGGGCCCCCGGCAAAGACGACCAUAACACUUUUGCUGGGCAAAUUUCCCCGAGUCUUAGUUAUAGAAGGCCCGGAAAUCUGCAACGGGUGGCCCAGAAAAGCAGGAAUUAGUGAAAUUUGGACCCCUUUUUAUUUUAUUGUCAUAAUCCGGAAAAACUAUUUUGAACCCUUUUUUCAAUGCAUAUGUUUCGAUAAAUGUUUCCCCCCCCCCGCUCACCAACUUUUUGGAAAAACAGGGGCCCCGGCCCCACACAGAAAAAUUUAACUGGGGGCCUCCGGAGGUAGCCUUACGCCAGUGCAGUCAACAGAACAUUUCUCAAGAAUAUGAACCUUUCUGAGUUUUAACCGCUUGUUCUAACAAAACAAAGAUCGUUAUAACUACGAAACUAUACAUAUGAAUUCCAAUCCAGCAAUCACUGCAAAUAUUACUGAAAGGCCUUAAUUAAUAUCUGAUUAAAUAAAAUCAUUUAAUUUUUAGUUUAUACACUUCUUCCAUAUCCGCCACUGGUGGUACAGACUUUCAACAAUUAACGCGUACUGUAACAUUCCAAGCUGGAGAAACUGCACAGAAACCAGUAACUAUCAGAAUUCUUGACGAUAAAAUAGCGGAAAAUGAUGAACAAUUUCUUGUAUUUAUUACAAGUUCAGAUUCUGACACGAAAGUGGUAACAUCCAAAGCAACAGUUACUAUUCUGGAUGACGACUGUAAGUGAUAUUUUUAUUUAUUCAAUGGAUGGGCGGGUUUCAUUUUAUGUUGUAACACCGUGUUACUAACAGAUGGUUAUGAACUUAGGCUAAUAUAGUGUGUUGAUAAAUACUGAAAUUUUCCAUUAUGCAUCAGACACAAUGUCUGCCAUGUGUUUAUUUUUAAUCUAUAUUUUUAAGCCUGAUAGUUUCGCUAACUUAGUACCACUGUUACCCAUUGUUACUUUGUUAAGUUUUGAACUAAUGAUUUUAAUAUCGGGCGUCGUUUCUCCAUUGAGAUUUGACAAUGUCCAUUGCUAUUGACUUGACAUCAUUCCAGAUUGUCGUAUUAAUUUGGCAUGUAGUGUCCAUUGUUGGCCAUCAUUACUGUCCAAUAACUUGUUAGGUUACUGUUCAUGUAUUAUUAAAUUACCGUACUUGUUUCCAAUCUACCAUAUGGAUGUCAGGAACAUUGUAUGUCAAGAUACUACAAACCUGUAUUGUAGUAUCUUGACAUACAAUGUUCCUGACAUCCAUAUGGUAGAUUGGAGACAAGUACGGUAAUUUCAGGGUGCGAUAAUUCGCGGAAAUUUGCUAUUCGCGUACUUACAUUUUCCUUCUAGCAAUAACUAGCAAACCUGCCAAAGUAUUCAAAACCGUGAAGAACUUUGGCUGUACAUGUAAAUUCCACGCAUCCAACAUAUUUUGGGAUGAAAAAAGCCAAAAGGUUAUCUUUGCCCUUGAUCAAAAAAUUUAUUGUCAUCGUCCGACUAAAAAAAAUCGCUCCGGUGAGCGAUUUUAAAAUUGUUAUCAUCAAACGCCGAUAAUUUUAUCGUUUUCGUUGUAGUGUGCAUGGACACCAAGAUAAUUUUAUUGACCAAUCAUCGUGUGUUUACAAGUUAUCGUAUAGUUAUCGUUGUGUGGGGUGACCUGGGCUUAAUUGUCAAUGCUAUAUACCAAGGCCUAAAAAAAAUACCUGUGGUUCCGGUUUUCCGACCGACCCUAUUUUUUCUGCCCACCCUAUUAUUUUUUUCAACAAGAUUCACCGUGCAACCCUAUUUUCUCCGAGUGGUUGCGGGCUGCUCGCUCAGCGUGCCAAAAUGGCGUCUGUUACUCUGUUGUCACAAUAAUAACUAUAAUAUUGAUGUCGGGACUCUACUGAAAAUCGCCCAGCAAAAAAACGCCAAAACCAUGAAAAAAAUAUUCAAAAAUUUUUUUAUUUCCGACCUACCUACCCUAAUUUUUUCGCGAUAUGAAACCGGAACCACAGGUUAUUUUUAGGCGGCCCAGGAAAACUACACUAUAUGUUUCUGAGGUCAGACUGUUAGCACCCUCGGUAAAUCCACUGUAAAUGAGCGAUGGCAUUCGAGUCACACCGUCGAGUAAACUAUACGUAUAGGUAUAAGAACGCAUGACUCGGAAGUACUGUAGUCUUAGGUACGCCUUGACUCUUAAGUUUGUACCAGAUCAGGUACGCGGCAAAAGUUGUCGGAGUACCAGUCAGGUACGGCUAAAAAUAUUGAAUUAUCGCACCCUGGUAAUUUAAUAAUACAUGGCAGAUUCCAUACCAAUAUUAAUGCAUUAGAUGUAAUAAAUUAUCCAUACAAUCUUGUUGAAAUCAACAUUUUUGUUUUAAUAGGAAUGCAUUUCUGUUAAUCCAGAAGAUCCCAUCCUAUUACAUGCAAUGUAACAAUCCAUAUUAUAUUUUGACUGUAACAACCAUUUGGUUUCAUCUAGCAGUUAACAUGGCACCAUUCACAUCCCGGCGUUAGAAUUGCAAAACUAUAGAAAAAAUAAUUGGUAGCAUGAGAUAUUAGGUAUCACAGAAUUUUUCUCUACCCCAAUGGAUAGAUCAGUGUUACUUUUUGGCCCAGUGGGCAGAUCAUUGUUACUUUAUGUGUGUGCAUCUUCAGCACAUGGAGAUGCGUGAGCAAUUAGCCUUUUCCCAGUGCAUUCUGGGAUCGUUUGGACGGACAACAUAUAUAGACACAGGCGUCAAAUAUGUGAAAGAGUAGAAGUAUCUACCAUCAAAUAUCACCGUUUUAGACGACCAUAAAUCAAACGUCUCCUUUUAACAUUAAACAUUUAAUUUAAUUAAAUGUGUGCUGCCAUAUUUCUUGUCCCUCCAACAUGGGAUUCGCGCGACUAGAACCAGGACUUUGGGAAAUGGCUAAUACAAAAUCUUGUUUUGACUGCUCCCCUCAUUUAACAAACGUCCCUGUUUAAAAACUGAAAGGUCAUCAAGUUUAGAUUAGUGUCAGAUUAAGAUUGGAUUAGGGUAAGAUUAAGAUUAGAGGUCAGAGGUUAGGGUUAAAUUUCGGUUUCCACUAGAUAGAUGAUUAUCAUCUAUUUGUGCACUUUUGACAAUUGAUGAUAUUCAUCUAUUUAUCCCGGAGACUGUGCUGGGCAGACAGACUACAGGUGAGAAAAUUGUCGUCGCAGACCGAAUUUAUCGCGGACGCUUUCUUUUUGCCAGCACAAAUUGUGAAAACAACGAGAACACAGAUUUCGCUACCCUGUUUCUCUUACUGUAGCAGAGGAAAUAUACUAAAGAAAGCUAGCAGACGUGAACGUUAAUAAAUGUUAAUCAAGACCACAAGAGAAAUUAGAGAAAUGUUUUUCGUGGAAAAAAUUUUGCUGAUCCCACCAUUAAAAAGACAAAAACUUGAUUACCCAACCUCAAAUAUCAAUUAAAAAAUUAAUACCCACCCCUGGCCAAAAACUUUACAAAAGGAUGUCAUUCAGUUCAGUUGUCAUACAAUAAUAUCCUUUACCACUUCUGUUGCAUGAUAACGUUUGAUAACGGCUUGUGAAAUUUUCUGCAGUCUAAAGUUUCAUGUUGUCUGCACAUGUACUUUCUUUGGAGACACCAUUUGUUUCCCAACAAAACGGAAAAUGGUCAAGAUAGUGACUCUGAUUGAUUCACAUAUUGUAUUAACAUAUAUUGAUUGUUGAUCUUGCCUUUUAGUCUCCAAUAUUUCAGCACAGUUAACUGUGAUUUCAGUGAGUCGUGCUUUGGAAAUGUUUAUUACCCUUUGAAAUUUACUACCCCAACCCUUGAGUUAUUUUGUUUUUCAUUUACCCAACCUUUUACUUACUCAAAAUUUUGCUUUCCCAACUCUUUUCUCUUUGGUACCCCCCCCCGCACCAUAAUUAAUAAUUAUCGGUCCCUUACUUGUCGCCCAAUCGGGAAAUUAGCAGUCAAGAAUUCUUCGCUGAAACAUGGCCGAAAAUGACGUUUCUUGCAUAAUGUGUGUUUUCAAUUGGCAAAUAACCUCAAGCAGGAACUUAAUAUUGAUGGAGUAUUAGGGACCGGUCAUUAAUAAUGGGAGGGGGGCGGUGGGCGAGAAUUGCCUGAAUUGGGGGCGGCCUCAGACUGAAAAAUAUAUGACAAGGGGCGACCCCAGUUUUUUAAUACUUUCCUACUCAUUUUCAAUAUCUCGCCUUUAUCGUAUCCCACAAAAUAUUUCACCUUUUUUAGUUCCUAUAAUCGUAGUUUCCAUAGUUUAUUACCUAUAUGCAGUUCACCAUAGGAGUCGGAGUAAAUAAGCCAAAUAACAGAAGAAGUAUUAGUAUUUUUGGUUUGAAUUUCACAUUUUAUUGAAGCUAUCAGACGACAUGUUAAAAGGAAAUUUUUUCUCAGUUUUGUUUUGCACUGAAGAAGAGAAAUCACCACAUGUCAAGAAAAGUGUGCUGCAUCGCUGCACUCGUCAGCAAAUAUACUAUAACAACGUUACUACAAGCCCGUUGCGAACAUAUAUUGUUAAUUAACAAGUCUAACAAGAUGUGAAAUUUUUGCGUGGGCAGUUGACCUGAUACGUUUAUGUUUUUUAAAUCAACCAAGUGGAAGCAUGCAUAUCUUCUUCCCCCGCUUAAAACCCGAGCAGUUUACGCCCAUGCUCAGACAAUUUUCCCACCUGUUGACAGACACAAGAUCGAGAUCUCGACCAUACAUAGAUCGCGGGAAAGACUGGGUCGAGUGGACUCUGGAGAAAUCACCACGUGUCAAGAAUAGUGUGCUGAUUCGCUGCGCUCGGCAGCAAAUACUACAAGCCCGUUACUACAAGCCCGUUGCGAACACAUAUCGUUAAUUAACAAGAUGUGAAAUUUUUGCGUGGGUAGUUGACCUGAUACCAUUCUGUCAGCAAUCACAUCAAAAUACGUUUUUUCGUUUCGUAUAGUCGCUUCCCUCUCAUGGAAAGUUCCAGAGAACUCGGUGCCAGAGAAUAUUGGUCUCGUUACGACUAAACUUGUUUUAAAUGGAGAAAUUGAAAAAAAUAUAUCUGUUGGGUAAGAAUUUUUAUGGCACUCGAAAUGUAAGAAUAAUAAACAAACUUACAAACGUUGAAUCUAGAUGAGCGAGAGAACUGGUAUGAGUAAACUAGAUUUCCCCUUGAGCUUCGGGAAAUGGCGCUAUCAAAGAAAUAAUAGACAUGAUUUAUUAUUUCUAUUAGAAAUAUCUAUUAUUUCUAUGGGCCUAUGUACUAGAUAAAAUUAAACAUGAGCAGCCGAUCUGUAUCUGAUGUACAAACUCGAGCCGAAGGCGAGAGUCUGUAUAUCAGAUACACGUCGGAUGCGAAUGUUUUAUCGUACUUAAAAAAUGACGCAUCUUAUGAGUUAAUUGGUGAAGUAAUUUUAAAAAUAAACUUGUUUAAGCCGAGAAAAUCAAAGCUGAAGUUUAUGUAAAUCAGGACAAAUGUGUAUCCGAUUUACAAACAUUGAUUAAACAUUCAUUUCUUUUCUAUUUUCCUCGUGAAUUUUUAAUGAAUUUUUUAAAUAAAUAUAUUAAAUUAUUAUUAUUAUUAAAUUACACAUGCAUGUAAAAAGACAACAUGACUGAAGAUCAAUUUAGUUGACAGGGUAUAUACAAUCAUAUUAUUAAUUAUACCGCAUGCAGUAUACCAUGCGAAAUGUGGUAAAGCUAGAUAUAACAUUGAAUUAUAUACAAAUAAUGAAUGUUUAUAAUAAUAUAUAAAAUAUUUUCAUGAGGUGAAAGAUGGAAUUUAUUUUUCCAUUCCAGGAGGCGACAGCCUUAUUAUAUAUGUUUAAAAUUUUCUCUUUAGCAUUGGUGUGAACGAUCUUACGACGAGUCCAGCUGAUUACUCAUUACUAACAACAGCAGUUACGUUCACCUCCAGUGAUGUUAGUAACAACAAGUCAGUUCAACUCCUUAUUACCAACGACCAAAUCGUUGAACCAUCAGAAUCUCUAGCACUCACGCUAAAUGCAACUGAUGCCUCAGUCAAUACAACUAGUACAGUGAUCUCAAUUCUAGAUGAUGAUAGUAAGUGUGUUCAUGUAACACAAAGAUCAACUCCAAUGUGUGUUUUAUAAAUCGAAGAGCAUCCCCCCCCUGAUCACUUCACUUUCGUACUUCUUACUACUUGUUCAGUCUUUGUUUUUCACGGCGGCCUAAAAUAAACUCUUCGGAACUUUGUCGAACUAUUUUUAUGGUGGGGAAGCUGUGUGGGAAUUUUUUCCAUGUAUUUCUGCAUAAUCCAUGUAUUUUGCAGGAGUUUUUUUCUUUCCCUAAAUUUUUUUCAAAUUUCAUACUUGGCAUAAAUUUUUUUGGGAUUUACCACCCUCUUGCAGGAUAUUUAAUUAUCCUUCACUAGUGUGUUCGCCUGUGCGUAAACAUGUCUAUGUACAUUUUUGGUGCUGACCAAUGAAAUUCGACGUUCAAAAAUUGAAUGGUGAAUUUCAUUGGUCAAUUAGUCAGGCUCUUAUGAGAUCAUGGUUUACUAGCUCAGGAUCAAGAAGGAAAAAAUUAUCAUCUCUGCCUUUUAUCAUUUUUUUUCUGGCUAAAAUAUCUCCAAAGUGCCGAACUAAUACUGUAUAUAUAGCCUACCAAUGAAAUAUUAGAAUGUUAGGGUUUGUAAUCGCAUCAUUCAAGUCUACCAAUGAAAUAACCAAAUUAAAAUCACAUCAAUUAGAAAUCACAUCAUUCAAGUCUACCAAUGAAAUAACCAAAUUAAACUCUUUUGUUUUUUUAUAUUUGCUCUAUCCAGAUUCAUCCAAACCAUCAUCAUCAGACAAUAACACUGGUGUCAUUAUCGGAAUCGUGGUGGCAUCUGUGGUUGUCUUAGUAACAGCAAUGGUUAUUCUGGGUUGCUUUCUCUAUCGAAGAAAACUUGGAAAGGAGAACACGCGAGACAUUGGUAACAUUCAAAAUAUUGGUAAUAUUCAAAAUAGAUUUAUCAGGAAUGUAGAAAAUACAAGGAAAUAUAUAGUUCUGAAAUACGAUAUGAUAUUAAUAAACAAGAAGCGUAAAUUAAAAAGGCCUGCAGCGGAAAAAUAG
Messenger RNA from Paramuricea clavata, 9956 nucleotides. The record is from the annotation of a GenBank genome assembly. Lineage: Eukaryota; Metazoa; Cnidaria; Anthozoa; Malacalcyonacea; Plexauridae.